Colletotrichum godetiae is the source of this 2262-nucleotide messenger RNA. RefSeq lists its product as uncharacterized. The record is from RefSeq and is a predicted model, not a curated record. Gene Ontology annotation, cellular component: nucleolus; TRAMP complex. Gene Ontology annotation, biological process: RNA 3'-end processing. The coding region runs from base 1 to 2262 and encodes 753 amino acids. Lineage: Eukaryota; Fungi; Ascomycota; Sordariomycetes; Glomerellales; Glomerellaceae. The transcript is spliced from 3 exons. Gene Ontology annotation, molecular function: poly(A) RNA polymerase activity; mRNA binding.
AUGAGCUCGUACAGACCAUACCCGCCUCGAGGCAAUGCUCGGGACGACCGCAACGGCGGUCGUUACGAAUCCCGUUCAUCAACUCAUCAGCCCCCGCCACCUGGAGCAGGCGACAAAUGGCGCAACCCAUGGCCAGAGGACCGUGAGUACCGCCACCGCUCAAGAUCGCGAUCUCCGCCGCGGCAUUCCGAUCGCUAUGAUUCUUACAGAGGAGACAACGAUAUAGGAAGAAGAUCAGGCGGCUACAAUGGCUACAGACCCGAUGACCGACCGCCCCAGGGCGACUUCACCUUCCGGAUGGACAAGCCCUCUGGCGUAGGCAACACCUCCAGAGGCGACUCAUACCGCCCAGGCGCAUAUCAGGGCAACGAUAGAAGAAGAGCCCCACGCGCCCGGGGAGGAUCGUUUCGUGGCCGCGGUAGAGGCGCGUACUGGAAGAUCAUCCCAGCCGAGCGCGAGCUCUUGCGCACCCGCCGCGAUGGAGUCGACGAGAACCUAGUCAACGAGGAGGGCGCUGGUGUAGUAUACCGCGACAUCAAUGACCUAUCGGACGACGAAGAGGCUGACAUGGAGAUCUCUGACAACUCUGAUGAGGAGGAUGACGAGGAAUCUGGUGAGCCUUCCACCAAGCGCGCCCGCCGUUCUGGCAACGACGAAUCAGGCAACAGCGUCCCGAAAUGGUCGAACCCAGAUCCGUACACCGCCCUUCCCCCGCCUGAUGCGGCCGAUCGCAAGAAGAAGGACAUGGUCAAGAUGAUUCGUAAGGCACGAGUCGACGAAACUGCCGCGGACAAGCUCAAGGCCAGCACAGAGGCCGAGGAAUUCAUUUCUUUCGACUUUGACGAACCUAAUGACGAGGAAGAGAUCAUUCUUCCUCCCUCCGAGCCACCCUCGCCUCCCCCUCCUCCCCCUCCUGGUCCAGCACCUCCUUUGCAAUCCUCGUCCAUCGCUUCUAGAGUUACUCCCAGCGGCCCGCGUUCAGAACGUGGCAAUCCGCCUACCUCCAGCGGAUCAUCACCCGCGGCAGCGCCAUUCACGCCUAGCAAGCCUUCGACUUUGCCCCCCAAGCCCGCUGCGCUCAACGACGCUCUCGGCUCUCGGAAGCGCACUGCUGACGACCACAUCAAGCCCCCUACUUACGCGCCGCUCAAGAAAGUCAACAAGAUGCCCGUGGGUGGCGCGAUCUUGUCCGAGUGGAAGGUGACUAAAGGCGAGGAUCCCACGCCUUGGAUCGACGCGGACCAUUCCAAGACCUCGGACAUCAGUGUUUGGCUUCACAAGGAAAUUGUCGAUUUCUAUGAGGUCGUACGCCCUCGCGACUUUGAGCACGAGAUGCGAACACGGCUUGUCGACCGAAUCCGCUCGGCUCUCAAGACUAAUCGCUUUUACAAGGAAUGUGACGUUCGCCCAUUUGGCUCGUACAUGUCUGGCCUCUACCUGCCCACGGCUGAUAUGGACUUGGUCAUUUGUGAAAGAAGCUGGAUGAACGGCGCUCAUUCCAACUUCUUCGGUAUUAAGGCUCUGAGGAACUUUGGCAAGUUCCUUUCGUCCAAGCGUCUGACCCAUUACAACAGCAUGGAGUUCAUCGCAGGCGCCAAAGUCCCUCUCGUCAAGUACAUUGACACCGAAACUGGCCUCCGGGUUGACAUCUCUUUCGAUCGCCUUGAUGGUCCCCAGGCCGUCAAGACAUUCAUUGAGUGGAAGAAGCAGUAUCCGGCCAUGCCAAUAAUCGUCACAAUGGUCAAACACUUUUUGGCGAUGCGCGGUCUGAAUGAGCCUGUCAACGGGGGGAUCGGCAGCUUCACUGUCACCUGCAUGGUCGUCAGCAUGCUGCAGCUCAUGCCCUCUGUUCAAAGCCGGAACCUCACCCCCGAUCACCACCUUGGACAGAUGCUCAUGGAGUUCUUCGACCUCUAUGGAAACAGGUUCGACUAUGUCAACACGGCAAUCCGGUUGAAUCCUCCGGGUUAUGUCCACAAGCACCGAGUUCAUGACGUUGUCUACAAGAACUUCGAUCGUAUCUCCGUCAUAGAUCCCAACAAUCCCGCUAAUGAUAUUUCUGGUGGGUCUAGCAACGCUGGGCGGAUCCUGGAAGAGUUCAGCAUUGCACAUCAGAUGCUGAAGAAGAGAAUGGUGCAGCUUGGUCAGGCGGGGACCCGCGCCGAUGGACCUGCCAGCAUCCUCGAGACCAUCUACGCUGGUAACUACUCUUCGUUCCGUCACCAACGUGCGCACUUGCGCCAGCUGUACGACUCAAGAUGA